Molecule: messenger RNA, 606 nt
Organism: Penicillium maclennaniae
Lineage: Eukaryota; Fungi; Ascomycota; Eurotiomycetes; Eurotiales; Aspergillaceae
Product: GNAT family N-acetyltransferase
Exons: 1
Coding region: 1-606 (201 amino acids)
Molecular function (GO): acyltransferase activity, transferring groups other than amino-acyl groups
Source: RefSeq, a predicted model, not a curated record
AUGUCUGUGGAGCAAUCCCCAUUCCCACCGGGAUUCCGGAUCUCCACCUCACGCCUCCGAAUUACUCCAUUCGACCCCACAAACCAAAUUCACUGCGAAUUUCUCGUCCAACUAUGGAAUACAGACGAUUUCAUCAAUUCAAAUGGUCGCACAGGCAUUGACACCCCCGAGAAGGCAUCAUCCUUUAUUCAAAAUCGCGUGAUCCCGUCCUAUGCCCGCAAUCGACACGGCAUGUUCCUCGUAUCGCUACACGACGGCCGACAUAUUGGUAUGGUUUCCUUGAUGAAAGGCUCGCCGCCUGAUGCGUAUUACACUGCCCCAGAUGUUGGGUAUACGAUCCUACCCGAGGAGAGUGGGAAGGGAUAUGCGACCGAGGCGGGAAAAGGUAUCCUAGAGUAUGCGCAGAAGGAUCUUGGCAUUGAGAGUGCAUUUGGAUUUUGUGCUGCUGAGGAUAUGCGGAGCCGGAGGGUUUUGGAGAAAAUUGGAUUGGUGUUUAGGGGAGUUGGGGAUUUGGUUGUGUUUGCGGGGAAAAGGAGUGCUGUUUAUGCUUUGCCUUCUAUGGGAGACUUGGAGGUUUAUGACCUGACAGAGAAGCUUGAGGUAUAG